Messenger RNA from Linum trigynum, 1867 nucleotides. The record is from the annotation of a GenBank genome assembly. Lineage: Eukaryota; Viridiplantae; Streptophyta; Magnoliopsida; Malpighiales; Linaceae.
UAAAAUCCCUAAGCCCCAAUUCUCUCGACGUUUUUACCUCAUUGCCGGCGCCGCCGCCGCCUCUUCCUUCCUCUUCUCAAAUUUCUUCCCCACGAUGAAUCAGAUCAGGGCUUUUCUUUCCGCCGGCCGUGCCUGCCUCCGACGUGCGUGGCCAACCAACGCGACGGAGGGCGCACAAUCAGCCGUCGCUCGAUGGUUGAUCGACGGGAAGGUAUGUGUUCGCUACGGCGCCGACGUGCCCUACCCUAAGCUUCGCCUCUCGCCAGCUGCGGCGGACGACGAGGACGGCUGGGGAGUCACGGAGGUGGAAGUCCGCCAGCCCGACGGGAAGUUCUUGACAUCAAGGGUCCGCGUCGAGAUCUUGACCCAUCGCAGCGAUGCUCCCGACGACGUGGUCAUAAUUUCCAAGGAUGAACUGGCCUCUCUCGCGAGAAAUGUGUCUGAUCGGGCGGAUCAAAUUCAGCGGAUGAAAAAAAAAGUGGAGAGUCGACUGGCUGCUGUUAACGCAAACUUAGAUAAACUCGAAGAAAAGAAGUCAGGUGCUCCACCUUGUCGUGAAGGGGGAAUGUAGCUCAGUUGGUAGAGUUUGUGUUUACGACGUACUAAUUAUGACGGUAUAAACGUGUCAGGGAUGUAGCUCAGUUUGUAGAGUUUGUGAUUACGAUGACGUGCUAAUUAUGUCGGUAUUAGCACGUAUGUUAGCUUGUUCGUCGUCUCAGGGAUGUAACUCGGUUUGUAGAACUUUGUGAUUACGAGUCGGAUGUCUAAUUGUUCAAUGUGGCAAUGCUAAUCUCCUCUAUGGUUGCCCGAAUUGUUGAACUCUGCAAGUCCUCUGUUUUCUAUUUCGGUCUGUCUGUCUUAUGGUUUUCUGUAUUCUGGAAGGACUAACUCAAGCUGAUAGCUUGAUAAAUUGGAAUGUGUGCUUGUUUGCUACUCUGUUCUUUUGUGCAUUACUCUGUUUUUCCAUCGAGCUAUUAGUCAUUAGUCACCUAUUUCAUACCAUUGCUUGCUACUCUGCAAUGGCAUGGAUUCUAAGCUCUCACUGUAAAUAGAUGCCAUUUUUAGCUACUGAAAGCGUAACGAUUUCGUUGUAAUUCGACAGAGGAGGUGCCAUAAUGAAAGGAUCUCGAGACGGAAGGAUCUGCCAUUAUGAAAACAAGGUGUAUUCGGCCAAUGAAAACAGUCCUCUCAUUGUAUGUUCUCACAAGUCUGUUAAACCUAUGAUAUCUGUCAUGAUCAAUCCCAACAUCACAUCGAAAAAUGCCGUGACAAAAUCGUUGUAUUUGCAUGUCAUGCUCCCGUUUCAGUACGCAAACUGGAAAAGAAUCGAGUCAUAGUAAACUCCGUUUUCUGCAAAACUCAGGCCACAGGGAAUUUUGGAAUCUACUGACCAGCUUAUAGAAAUUCUUCCUUGCUGCUCCUGUUACUUCUGUCCAAAGCAAAUGUUUGAAAUGAGAAUGCAUGGCAUUGUGCCUUCAGCGUUUAAGAUGGAUGGGGAUUGAAGCAGGAGGUACAAUUCUGGGACGAAUAGAGGAGCUCGGUUGGUCAGAAAUGAAAGCAUCGAAUGAGUCGGUAAAGAACAGAGAACUGCUUCCGUCUGUUUGCUUUUCAGAAUCACAGAACCAACCAUACCUUACAAAAAUCAUGUCAAGUUUCUCGGUUUCAAUACCUUAAACCGAAAUACAGAAGGCCUUCCAACAGCUACAUAAACAUCUAGCAGUGCUCGACGUCCCCUCCAUUUGGCAUUGAGGUGCUGCAGCACAGAAGAUAUCUUCUUCCUCCGACUUAGAGUGAGUUCCAAGUAAGGAUGGUAGGCUUCCUGCGAUAUGAAAUCAACAAUCAUACAGAAUAAACGUAUUUUGACUUU